AAUAUCACACCUUUAUGGCAGACAACAUCACGUGCCACGCUGAUGUCAAAACAUUUUCAUCAUGGAAACCGCAGUAAGUAAAACACCUCAUUAUAAAGAGACCGACAAAGAAAUUCAAAGAAACGAUAAUAGAACUGCUAAUAAUAUCUUUGACGAUGUAGCUACAUACAUUAUCGUGGAUAAAAAUGACCAGGAUACAAACAACAAGGUCCAAGCAGGUCACAAAUGGACCGAAACGGAUAACACACUGGGAAAUCAAAAAAAUGAAACAAAACCAGUGGUAGAUGCAAAAAAUAAUGAUAAACAAGAAAGUUUAUCUGAAAUUUUGCAAGAAGAUAACAAUAAAGCCACCGAGGAAAAAUAUGAGUGGAAACCUGGCUUCUGCUUGCAGCUGGGCUCGCAAGGAAGAAAAGCUAUGCUCCAGCUAUUGAGAAAUGUAUGCAAAAAUAAUAAAAGCUGUAGAAAUAUCUUCCAAAAGAUGGAUCCGCCAACCACUAUAAGUAACCUCCCCUUUUUCAAAGUAUCAAUGCUAUGGGAACUGGCAUAUCAAUUGAAUGUAUUCGAUCAGGCUAUUGAAAUUCAUAAAUCAUACUGUAAGUGUAAAUUAAAGGGUGGAAAAUGUGGCGACGUAUACUCCAGAGCACCUAAUGUUACCAACGUACCUGUUCAAAAUUCAGGGAGAACCCAUAAAACCAAACGAAUCAGACCAUCAUCAAUCAUUAAAGAAUUCUACCAACUUCUAAUGGAGAAUGAGAAUUUGUAUACGGUUAUGCCAAAUGAUGGAAUGCGAAAUCUAAAACGCAAGAUGGAAAAUCUCGUUAGUGCAAAAAAGGUUACGCCAGAACAAUUUUCAAAAUUCAUGGGCUCAUACAAACCAAAUGGCAUUUAUAACGAAGCAUUGCACCAUACAGAAGAUGCGCAUGGGCUUCAGAAAAAGGCCAAACACAACAACUUAUAUGAAUACAUCCCGAGGUUGAACAAACCCACAUACCCAUGUAGUACUAUGGGCUGUGCCGUAAUGCAUCCAUGAAGUUUUCAAACGCCUUGUUAUGCCAACUAGAAUACUACGACACA
Messenger RNA from Babesia bovis T2Bo, 1074 nucleotides. RefSeq lists its product as uncharacterized. The record is from RefSeq and is a predicted model, not a curated record. The coding region runs from base 62 to 1030 and encodes 322 amino acids. NCBI's taxonomy places the organism in Eukaryota, Apicomplexa, Aconoidasida, Piroplasmida, Babesiidae. The transcript has a single exon.